AUGCCGCGAGAAGACAUAGAAGAUGACGACCUUUUGCACCCGGAGAUUCGUCAAGCUCUCCGUGCUCUACGCCAUGCCAUCAACAUCCAGACCUCCGUCAAAACAAUCCAUCGAUUCCAAGAAUCAAUCCAAAACCCCUCCCUCCCCAUGCUAGACAGACAUGUUCGAGACCUGAUAUCCAUCCUAGACCAGCGAGGCGACGAUCUCCGCGAGGAGAGCCUCCAAGCCAUGAACAAGGCCCAACAGGCCUUCCACCAACUGUCAGCCCGCAACCGACGCAAGGUACGCGCCUACUACCGCGACGACCUGCGUACCUAUCUGGACAUCCAGAAUUUCGACGGCCCCCUCGAGAUCUUCGGAGAACAGUUCCAGGACACACAAGGCGCCCUGUUCCGCGCCGUCGAUCUGCGUCGCAAGCUUCUGCAUUUACGACGGGUAAGGCUCACUGUCCCGUGCCACAUGCGCUCUAUGCAGCAUCCCGUGAUUGAUCGGUUGAUGCAAGAUAAUCAGCGGGAGGCGAUGAGUCUAGAGCAUGAUCAGAUCGUGGGUGAGCGGUUGCUGAAUGUGCGCUUUCAGGGAUUGUCGGAGGAUGAGCAGAACCUUUUCUGGCUGUGGUAUGAGAGCGAUAUGAAGGCUUGUGGAUUUCAGAAGAUUACUGGGACUCGGUACUUUCGGUUUACGGCUAUGAGACCGACUAUCGUCGUUACGGAACAUGAGUGA
This is a messenger RNA of Penicillium paradoxum, 720 nucleotides long. RefSeq lists its product as uncharacterized. NCBI's taxonomy places the organism in Eukaryota, Fungi, Ascomycota, Eurotiomycetes, Eurotiales, Aspergillaceae. The record is from RefSeq and is a predicted model, not a curated record. The transcript has 2 exons. Bases 1 to 720 code for a protein of 239 amino acids.